CGACGGGAAGCGGGUUUAUGGCCUCGGGGCUGGAGGAGUCCUGAGCUGGGACACUGUCCGCCUCUGGCGUCUGUCAUUGGUAGCAAACAGAAGUGAUGGCCAUGUUUCAUACCGGUAUUCUUGUUUUAACAUCUCCACUUUCCCUUAUUCCAUCACGCAUUGCUCCUGUUUUGGCAGCAACUGCAAAAAUUGUUCAAGACACUUUAUAUAUUCAUUUACAUCCAGGAUUGGGAUUUACUGGAAAUUAUGUUCAAACUAAACCAGCAUUCAUAGCAGCAAACCAUGAAGUUUCUCAACUACUAACUAAUCUUUACACAAAAAGUUCUCAUGUGUGCAGCCACCUGGAUAUCAGAGUCGUUCUCUCAAAUGUUAAAAAUCACACUUCAAUACAGCAGCCAUUUUCAUCAGUCCAAAUAUUGUCUGAACCACCAGAGGUAGUUUUAACAGACUACAGAAUUAUAGAUGUAAACCAAUCCAAUUUAUAUAUGCAGUGUUUGGAAAAAUACACUCUUGGCUGUUACACAUGCAAACCCAAUUUGAGAGCCAUUUUUUUACCAGCUGGAAUAGAUGAUUUGGACAGCGCUUCCUGUUCUGAUAUGGAAGAUUCCAGUUUGUGUGAAAGUAUUCCAAGUUACAGUGAUGUUGUGUUGGGUGGAACCUUUGACAGACUUCAUUCUGCUCACAAGAUCCUUCUCAGCAUGUCAUGCCUGCUAACAGGAAAGCGUUUAUUAAUUGGGGUAGCUGAUGGAGAUCUGCUUAAAAGUAAGGUGCUGAAGGAGCUGAUCGAACCUUAUCAACAACGUGUGGAGAAGCUGAGGAAGUUCCUUCUGGAUGUGAACCCUGCUGUACAAUAUGAUCUUGUUCCUCUGAGAGAUCCGUAUGGACCAGCUAUUACCGAUCCAAACAUAAAUUGCAUUGUGGUUAGCGAUGAAACCCAAAAGGGUGCAGAAGCAGUGAACAGAAAACGACGAGAAAAUGCCUUGCAGGAGUUGGCAAUCCAUAGGAUUUGUAUAAUUAAAGAUGCACACCACACAGAAGAGGAAGAAGAAAAGAUUAGUUCAUCCACUUUGAGGAAGCGACUGUUGGGCUCUUUGCUGGUGCCUCCAAAGAAAAAUCUCAAAAUUGCACCAGCUCCUUAUGUGAUUGGACUCACUGGAUGCAUGGGUAGUGGAAAGACAUCAGUUAGGCAGUAUUUGCAGAAAAUGGGAGCCACUACCAUUGAUGCUGAUCAACUGGGACAUGAGACUUACAAACCAGGAGGAGCUGCUUACCACAGGAUCAUUCAGAAUUUUGGACAAGAUAUUUUACUGAAAGAUGGAACAAUUAACCGAAAUGCAUUGGGAAAGAGCGUUUUUGGGAAUAACGCGAUGCUCAAACGUCUAACAGAUAUCGUCUGGCCAGAAACUGCCAUUCUUGUGAAGCAGAAAAUUGAUGAUGCUGGUGUAGAAGGUAAAGCUAUCUGUGUGGUGGAUGCCGCGGUCUUGCUGGAAGCUGGAUGGAUUGAUAUGGUUCAUGAGGUUUGGCUGCUUCUAAUGCCUGAGGAGGAGGCGCUCAAAAGGAUAGUAUCAAGAGAUAAGCUGAGUGAAAACGAUGCAAAAAAGCGACUUGCAAGCCAGUGGUCAGAUGCUCAACGGUUACGAUAUGCCAAUGUAGUCCUGUGUACACUAUGGGAGCCUGACAUUACAGAAAAACAGGUCCAAAAGGCUUGGCAACUCCUUCAAAAGCGUAGACCUUUCUCAACAUCUUAAUGAGUCCAAAGAUCUGAAUUUUUUUUUGUAAUAAUUUAGAACGUGUAUUGAAAAAAUGUUAAUUAGACUGACCCAAUUCUAAAUAUCUUUGUACUUGUGUAUGUAAUGUAACA
Hemiscyllium ocellatum (epaulette shark) is the source of this 1861-nucleotide messenger RNA. It is a transcript of the gene coasy, whose product is annotated as CoA synthase. The transcript has 10 exons. The coding region runs from base 96 to 1748 and encodes 550 amino acids. Gene Ontology annotation, biological process: coenzyme A biosynthetic process. The record is from RefSeq and is a predicted model, not a curated record. NCBI's taxonomy places the organism in Eukaryota, Metazoa, Chordata, Chondrichthyes, Orectolobiformes, Hemiscylliidae. Gene Ontology annotation, molecular function: dephospho-CoA kinase activity; ATP binding.